AGACUGCAGCGCGGCUGGGCUGGGGUUGGGCUUUGCAGGCGGGGGCUCAGACCCGGCUCCCCCGGGGGCGCAGCCGAGGGGCGAGCUGGGGCUCCCCGCCACCGGCGGCUGCCGCGGGGCGGUGCCCGUGGGGCGGUGCUCGUAGGGGAGGCCGGCGCGCCCGCCCGCCCGGCGGCUGUGGCCGUGAGGGGCCGCCCGUAGCCGCCCGCCCGCGCACGCCGCCUAGCCAAUGGGAGUGGCGCUUGUUAGCGGGCCGGGAGGUGGUGGCGUUGCCACAGCAGCGGUGGGGCCAGCGGCAGCGGCUGGGGAGCGCCAUGGAGGGGCUGGAAGGUGAGGUUACAGUACCAACUGGAGAUUUGCUGCCAUGUAGGAUUUGCGGAAGGACUUUCUUUCCAGCAGCACUUAAAAAGCAUGGACCCAUUUGCCAAAAAACUUCUGCCAAGAAGAGGAAGACAUUUGAUUCCAGCCGACAGAGAGCAGAAGGAACUGACAUUCCCACAGUAAAACCUCUUAAGCCACGGCCAGAACCACCCAAAAAACCUUCCAAUUGGAGAAGAAAGCAUGAGGAAUUUAUAGCAACCAUACGAGCAGCCAAAGGACUUAAUCUCAAAGAUGGUGGAAAACUGCCUCCACCACCUCCGCCAUCAUAUGACCCUGAUUACAUUCAGUGUCCAUACUGUCAAAGGAGAUUUAAUGAAAAUGCAGCUGACAGGCAUAUCAAUUUCUGUAAGGAGCAAGCAGCGCGUAUUACUAAUAAGGGGAAAUUGGCAGCUGAUACCAAAGGGAAGCUUCCUACUCGAACACAGUACAAACCUGCUGCAGUUAAGAAGAUGCCUUCUGUAGGAUCAGCACCGUCGUCAUCAUCACGCUUACCACAGCCAAGUGGUGUUAGCAAAACUGUUGUAGGUGCCUCUUCAAGUAAAGCACUAUCUUCAUCUGGAUCCAGUGGGAGCAAAAUUCAGACAUUAUCACCAGCUCAUAAAAACUCAUUGGGAAUGGUGAACCCACAAGCAGGAGGUGCAACAAAAACACGGACAUCAACCCCUCCUAGUGUGGCAAGAACCAUGAGCACGGGUGCUCUAACCAGCAAAAGAAAAACUAGCAACUCAGACAGUUACUCAAGGUCCGACAGUAAAAUUGGGUAUGACGGUGGAGACUACCCAUCCUCAGUCAAUGGAGGAAGUUCAAAAAGCAGCGAAGGAAAUUCACCUGUACAACUGUCAAAGUUCUGCCAUGAAUGUGGAACAAGGUAUCCAGUGGAAUGGGCAAAGUUUUGCUGUGAGUGUGGAAUUCGAAGAAUGGUAGUGUGAACACAUCCUCAAAAGCAAAAAGAAAAUGAGAAAUUGGAAGCGUCUGCUAUGUACUGCUGCAUGGAAAGCUAGAGCACUCCUUCCAGUUAGACUUCAUGCUGCAAACCUGUUGAAACAUCAUAUUGUAAUUUUGAGUGCAAUCUUCUGGUUACACACUUAUUUAUAAACAAAUAUAUACACUGUAUAUAAAAAUAGCAGGUACCUAAAACUGUGCCAUUCAAGGAAAUACUCUUUAAUCUCUGUUGGAAAUAUUUAAAAUUAAGGUAAAAGUGUGCUAAGUAACUUAGGUAGCAGAAGUGGUUCAAUGUUAUUUUUCUUGUAAAUCCUACUAGAUAAACCAUUAUUUAAAUGACUUAUUUAGGAUAAUAUUUACCCACAGGGAACUAGCCAUAAAGAACUUGAGCUUCAAAAUUUUCUCUGUGGAGGCAUUUCCUUUGUAUGUGACAGUAACAUAGAUGCUUUGUUCUAAGUGAAAACAAAAUGAACAACUCCUUAUAAAUUUCUAGUUAAAAGUGCAAACAGUCUGAAUCCCUUUAAACUCUUGAAUAGUAAUAUCCUGGUUGGGCUUUCCAGUUACUUCCUAGGAUUUUUAAAGAAUCAAAGUGGAAAAACUACCUGACAAUUCUGUUCACAUUUAAGAAGAAAAGCGAGAUCUUUUUUUGGCUUUCCGUGUUCUGUUUUCCAAUAAGAACAUGCUCAUAUUUUUAUGUAUAAGGACAAAUAUGGUAUCAUCAUUUUAUUAAGUUCCUGUUGUUCAGAAAUACCUGUCUUCCUCCUCCUGUGUUCCACCAUGACUACCUUAUCUAAAAGUGUUGUGCUUUUUGUCUUUAAAGGUUUCCAAAGGUGCCACUCCUUUUUUUUCCUCUUCCCUCAUUUCCUGAAGGAGGGACAAAAGUCUAUGCUUAUCCUACCUAAAUGCUGAACGCUUAGUUUGAAAACAGCCUUCUUGAUAUAUCCAAUACAAAAAGAGUUCCAGAAAAAUAUAUGUUGUUAGAGCAGUAGAAGUUGAUGUAAAUAGUGACUGUUUUUUAUUCUUACUCCUGUGCAAAUAGCACAGCUUAGAUACAAGUGCAUAACGGAGUAACUGUGCUCCAUGUGUUUAUGUAUUAAUACCUUACAUGGUUUUUUUUUUAAUUUUGUAUAUUCUUGGGAUCUGAACAGCAGCCUCUUGUAGUUGGAACAGGCUUCACAUUAAUUCGUUUGGAAGAAGGGUCAGAUCCUGGAAGCUGUUGUUAUUUUAAUAUCCUGUGUAAUUAAAAAAAAAAUCACAAGCUGAAUCACUUAACUUGUAUCUGAAUGUAGUAAUUUGUUUUGUGAAGUUUUGCUUUGAAGUACUGGCACCAUCUUAGUUAUGCGUGAAAGAACAAUCCAAGAGAACUUAAUUGUGCCUUUCCCACAAUAAAUACAGUCUUUUUGUCAGAAAUGGUUACUUUCAGCUCACAAACACCACUAGUAUCCAUUCACAUAAUUUCUUUGUAGGGUAUGCAAAAUAUAAUGUACUGUUUCAUGAUAGUAUUAUAAUCAUUGUUUGCAUUCCCCAAACUUGUGAUUACUAUCAGUGGGGGCCAAUUUUGAAGAAAGCAUGAUUGAAGAAAAGCAUCUGCAAAGCAGGUACCAGUCUUGGAGGGUGAGAGAUUUGAGAGACUUGAUGUAGUCACGUUGCAGGCCACAAACUAUUGAUGUUUUAGAAUUAGUUCAAUGGUGUGGAAUUGUCUUACACUUUUUAUACAAAAUUAUUUUUAGAAAUUAUCCUUCAUUCAGUGUAGUCUUGUUUUAUUAUAAUUUGCGUAAGCUGGCUACUGUGCAUGGUGAGAUGGAUGGCUAGUAAUGAUAGUUAGAACUGACAAAUCUUAGCCAAAUUAUGUUCUAGGUGGUUUAGGUUCUAGGGUCCGUAUUUUGAACAUUCAUAUGUGUACCUGGAAAAAUGGGAAUCCUGCAUUCUUUGCGUAGAUAAACCUACUUUAGAAAAUUUGUCCUGGACUUGGGUCAUGGAGGUCUGCAGACUGAAUUACUGCAAGUUGAGAGUCCAUCAGCAAAGAUACAAGUCUGGAAUAGGUUUGAUCAGUUAGUGAAUCUACUGAGGAAUCAAUUCCUUUGACUUGAUGAAUUUCGAGGUGGUUUUUUUUUGCUGGAAAAAUGCAUUUUACCAUUUAUUGAAAAUGCUUUCUACAAAGGGAUAGUUUAAUAAGGAAAUAAAUACCUUCCCGGUUUUUCAGGAUUGCUGUUAACUGCAGAAAAAAACAUGUUGACUGUUUCUCCUUUGAAUUGUAGGUGGCAGGUUUCCUAGUUUCAAAUCAAUCUGCAUACAGUUACCACAAUUUCUGCUUGUUGAGCUGUUUGUGUAAUUCUUUGCUUCCAAUGCAGCAUUUAGUAUAUUUCUCGAGUGACACGUCAUUUGAUUUGUACAUCUAUGAUUUAUAGCAAGAACUAGACAGGGGAUUAACCUGAACCAAGAGAAGAAUUUUUAACAGAUUUCCUGAACUUUUAAUUCGGCCUUACAAGGUGGUCUAGUGAAACAUAAAUGAUUGUUGGUGGUAACAUUGGAUAACGUGUAUGCAUUUGAAUCUACAAUAAAUAUAAGCAGACAAUGAAAAUAAAAUGACUAUGCAGUUUAGUACUGUGUAGUGAGACUAUCAGAGGCCUAGUAUAUUUCCUUCAUCAACUGGUUUUGUAACUGAAUGACACAGGUUCCCAAAGUCUCUGAUGUUACAGACCGUAGACUGUAUUAUACAAGUUAUCAGCGCAGAUCGCUGUAAUUCCAUCUCAAUGGAAUGUUUGCUAGGAAAUAGUAGAUUUGUUUUCAUAAUGCACCUGCAAAACUGCAUAUGGGAAACAAAUUUAUUAUUUUUAAAGAAAAACUGCUAAGGGAGAUGGACUCUGAGUUUUGAAUCUUUAGGUUAAUCACAUGUGUCAGGAAGUUCUUGAAUUUAAUUUGUUAAAAGCCUAGGUCCAAACUGUCUUGCCCUAGCCCCCCCCCCCCCCCCCCCCCCAUGCCUUGAUUUUCAUGGGAGGAAAAACAUGGAUACAUACACUGAAAGGGGAGUAUUCCAAAUUUUCUCAAGAAUCAAAAUAUUGGUAACUGCAAAGAUAAAACCCCUAGAUGAACUGUGCACCACUGAUGCACUUCGCUGAUGAGUCUAAACUUAGCUAGUGUCAUCUUAGGGAUGUCUCGUUGACAGAUAUUUAACUUAAAAGCCUAAAUUCCUUAGAGUUCAAGUAUAAAAUAAGGAUUAUAUAAUUACUCCAUUUAGCGUCUGUCCUUACGGAUGUGUGUGUGUGUGCAUGUGUGCAUAUAUAUAGGGUAUGCAUGUGAGCACAUGUGUUUUGUGAGAACUCAUAAGUUGUACAAAUGUAAAAAGUUGUUUGGCUCAAGCAGAGCUGAUACAAAACAGGAAUGAAUGCUACCAGAGGAUUGUGAUGCCUCAGAGAGUAGACUAAUGUUAUUACUGUCCACUUAAAGUGAAGUUUAUUGAUGUGAUUGUUCUAAUGAUUUCUACAGCAAUGUCUGACCCUAUGACACUUACCUUUCCUCUCUGCCAGUAUAUCUUCCUAAUGUGCAAAAGUCAAAGGUAAAAUUCCAUAUAAAGAAAAAAGGAGAAGGUGGGUUUUGAAGUCUAGCCCAAGGCUGUUUGCAUUCCCAUUCUGCUUUUGUGAAUAUCUGUUAUACAGGGGACAUCUCUGCCAGAAGGGAGCUCAGGAUCAUUGGAACUAUACUGAUAUAAGUACAGUGGAGUUAUAGAAAAUACCAGCUUCAGUAGUAAAAACAGCAUAGCUUAAAGCUUUAUCUUUAUAUGAUAUAUCUUACACAGGUUUAUAUUUAUGCGUGGUACUCACACACUAGGUAGUUUCAGAACUGGAAUCUCUACAUACACAGCAACUGAAGUAUAUGGUUAUAUAGGUAAUCAUACACUCAGUCUUGCACACCACGCCAGGGAAGUGGGCGUGGGGAAGUGCUUUACCACCAUUUCACCUUCUACCUUUCAUGUGAACAUUUAGGCAGAAUUUUUCAAAUUUGCCAAAGAGACUCGAAGAGCCAUCAAACUCCCUCGAGUGGAUUUGAAAAGCUCAGCCCGAAGGGUUCGGUGGCCAGGAAGGAGCCCGUGGCAUGUGGGGAGCUCUCCAUGGUGCUCCGGACACUGAACCGGGUCUUGCAGUGCUGCAGGCAGCGCCUGCUCGGGCUCUUCCACACAGGCGGCGGGUAGUGAGGUUCACAGGCUAGUAACUCCAAAAUAUAUGUUAAGAUCUGACCCAGUCUUCAAGUGGCAUGGAAGCUCUCUGUCAUCUGAGAGAUACUAGCUCGUGAUUCACCAUUGCAACUGAGAGUUAGUGCCUGAAAUGUCAUGUGCAAAGAGAACGGUUUCACAAUGCACGCUUGUCAAGUCAGCGGAAGGAGGUAUGACUGCAGUAGUUUAAACGCUAAUAAACAAGGCAUGUAGCAGUGCCCAUUGGUGUAGGCGAUGUAAUUAGCCUGAGUAUAAAAUGAAAUGGUAUUGUCUAUGUAUUGCAAAGUUCUCAAGAAUUGCUAGUUUCCAUCACAAAGACUUAAUAUGUGUGCAAAUAACAAAUGUGUUACAAGGUGUUUUUUUAAUCUUGGCUGACAAAUUUGUGUUUUGCAAGAGCACUUUUUGCUAUUUUAAUUCUUUUCAGUUUGACUAAGCUAUGGAUAACUGUAUGGGUUGUAUGACAGGGUAGAAUUUUCAUCGUUGGUGAAAUUGGUUUUGGUGACUCUGGUGAAAAUAGUUUUAUUGCCUUUCAAGUACAGCUCAUUCCAACUUGUGAUGGUUCUGUUGCUGGUUUGUUUGUUUUUUCUUUCUUUCAUCCAGCUUCCUGCAUAAGGUUUGUUACUUAAUUGUGGUGUUGGAAGAAAUGUUAGCUGAAAGAUCCUCUAGCUGUAUUCAGCAGUUACUUGGUUGAUAUUUUUCCAAUAUUCGCAAUAUAAGACAUUACUCUUGCAUACUAGUUCAGUGGGGGUUUUUUGUUGUUAUGUCGUUCCAGAAUACACAUUUCUGGAGGAUCCUUCUUAGCUCUAUUCCAUUUCAUGUUGCCAGAAAACAGCCUAUACAGAUUAAUUAAGAGUUCUAAUCUAACCAAUUAGCGUUUCCUCUUUACAAAAAUAAUCAGUAGGGAAAUUACAUUUCUCCAAUGGGAACAUUAGCUUUUGAGUCAGCAAAUCAAAUAUUCAGUUUAAAUGUAGCUGAAUAUUGAACUUAAACCAUGCCCUACUGUCUAGAACUUACCAUAGUUUUAUAUUUAUAUUUGGAUUUCUGGCAGAAGCGUGAAUGGAUUUGGGUCUGAUCCGUAAAGUGCUGAAUAUUCUAUGACUGUUACAAUACCUGCUUUAUAUGAUUGCUCUAACUCUUGGUGUUCAUCCUUCAUAUGAUACUCAGAAUGUAUCUUCAUAAGUUUAUUGAUGUUCCAUGUUUUUUAAUUAAGUGUUCAUUCAUGUGUUUGAGGUGAUUAAUUUUGUCAGCCUUGCAUUUAUUAUGUUUGCCUUGCCCCGAGUACAAUGAAUAUUUGUGUUUGUGACCAUCUAGUGGUGGUUUGGUUUUGGUUUGGUUUUUUUCCCAGAAUUCCUGGGUUUGUUUGUAUCUUAUUUGGUAUAUUCUGUUUAUUUUAGUGUCAGUUCUGAUUUAAUAAAUGUAAAUCAACUUCUAAUACUAAUUUGCCACUUGUUAACAAUAAAGCAGUUAUGCCAAUAAAACUUUGAUGCACACA
Phalacrocorax carbo (great cormorant) is the source of this 7025-nucleotide messenger RNA. The record is from RefSeq and is a predicted model, not a curated record. Lineage: Eukaryota; Metazoa; Chordata; Aves; Suliformes; Phalacrocoracidae.